CAGGGAGGUAGGAGGGGGUAUAGAGGCUCGCUUGGAGACAGUGAGACACUCCACUGGCUGGUGCUUGGCAGUGGGUGUACUACGGUCCGCUCUGUCACUGGGUUAGCUAAGUCAUGGCUUCGCUUGCCACUUCCAACAUAUCAAAGAACAGUAUUGAGGAGAUCAUGCCUCCGCCUCCUCCAGAUAUGAUAUCAAAACGAUCCUACCAAACGCUGUCCUUUCCAACUUUCUCCGCUCAACUCGCUGAUGAAAUUCGUAACAACCAGUAUGACAAGCAGAACAACCCAACGGGUGUGGUCAAUUUGGCAAUAUCUAUUAAUGAACUCAUGGAAGAUGAAGUACUUGCCAAACUGAAUAAGGAAGACACACUCACAUUAACAUCACGGCAUCAGUACUACAAUGACACCUCUGGCCUUCCAGAGUUGCGCAAGGCAGUAGCAAAUUUUCUGACACGUCACCAUAAGCCAAGGGAAGCAAUCAGUCCUAAGAAUUUAAUAGUGAUGAAUGGUCUCACAGCAUGUCUAGAUGCACUCAGCCACACCCUAUGUGAUCCAGGGGAUGUAGUCAUCACUCCCACACCAGUGUAUGGACGCAUCUACACCAAUUUUUAUGACCGUUCAGGGGCUACUGUGAUUCCUCUCCCAUGUCACAAAAUGGAAAAUUUUGCUUUAAAAGAAGAGGAACUCAAGAGUCUCAUUGAGAAGUCCUUAGAUGAUGGUCAGCGUGUGCGUGUUUUGGUGCUGCUGCAUCCACAUAAUCCACUGGGCUAUGUUUACUCUGUUGAACAGCUACAAAACAUCAUGAAAAUAUGUUCUCAAUACAAAGUACACAUUGUCAUUGAUGAGAUAUAUGCAUUCUCAAUACAUGACAGAAGCACACACUUCAACAGUGUUUUAGGGAUGGAGUCACUGCCAGAUCCUCAGAGAACACAUGUGUUGUGGGGCUUUAGUAAGGAUUUUUCAAUUCCUGGGUUUCGGAUAGGAGUGAUACAUACCACAAACCCGUGGGUAUUGUCAUGCCUGAAAACACUGUCACAUUAUCACUCGAGCCCUCCACUUACUCAGCAUGCAGCUGCUUCUCUCCUCAAUGAUGUAGAAUGGUGUGAUGACUUUUAUAUACCCACCAAUAAGAACAAAUUAGCGGCUGCAUACAAAAAGGCCUGUGAAUACCUAGAGACAAGUGGAGUGAAGGUUCAAAAAAGUGUAGCAGGAAUCUUUCUUUGGGUAAACAUGCAAGCUUUCCUAGAUGAGUGUAAUGAAGAAAAUGAAAUGGUGGACAUUUGCAGCUCUUUUCACGAUGUUCCUAAAGGGUGGUGUGUGUUUGCUGCCAGGCAAGAAAUUGUACUGUGCUCACCCUGGAUGGUAUAGGAUUGUUUUCUCUGUAAAAGAAAAUGUAUUGGAAGAAGGAUUGGCAAGGAUACAAGCUGUUUUAUCUGAAUGGAAGAAGAGCAAAGAAAGUGGAAGUAGAUGAAAUUAUUUUGAUGAGCUCAGAUGGUUGUAAUGAUAGGUUAUAGAUAAAUUUUCUCAUCCUUUUUUUUUUAUACAUUAUGUUGCCCUUUGUUUCUGUGAAUAGGUUUCUUUUGGGGUGGAUAAGGGUGGUUCUUUUGAUAGCCCAACUUCUUGAGACAUAUUGAGAAGCAAGAGAGCUUUAAAGGUCCAUCUCAACUUCAGGACAUGUACGUUCUCAAGUCCUCUGCUGUCCGGCCCAUCAGCCUAGCUAGCUGCCUUAGUGCUCUUAAUCCCUUCAGUACCAGGAUGCAUUUUCAUAUUAAUUUUGCUUACUAUUUAGUGAUUUUACACAGCUUCAGAAACUUAUGUGGGAUUAAAAUAGUGAAGUCUCUGGACCAUUAAUCUUCAGACGUCCGUAGAUCCUUCCUAAUGCAAAACAAAUUGUUUCAUCAUAUCCAAAACUCAAGGUAUAAAUGCAUCUCAAUAUUGAAGGGGUUAAUGGCUUGCCAGGUGCCAUUCUCAUUUAUCAGGCUAGUGGCAUCUGUGGUAGGUCUAGUGGCAAAUGGUGAUCAUGAUUCAUUUAAAGAAGCUUGACCAGCCUAAUUAGGCCUUCAUAUUGGAUGAAUUGAACCUUCACUGUGCCUCUCACUGUGGUUAUUGUUACCACCACAUCAGUUAGUACAUGGUUCAUUGUGAUGCAUGAAUAUCAAAAACUGCAACAUAAUUUCUCUUGUUUCUUAAUUAACAACAUUGCUUGCCCACCUGUUCUGGUACCUGGUAGCAUUACUUACAUCUUUGGCCCAUAAGAAAAUGUAUAGUACACAUAUAUGGCUUGGAUAAAGAUUUCAAAUACAAAGUAGUUUGUUGGUAUUACGAUAGCUGCAUAUUGGGACAAGUAUUGAAUUACUUGUGUAGUAAUUAAGCAUAUAGAAUAACAACUAUUUUGUAUCUUCAUAAUUAAAUUGUAACCAUUUCAUUA
Molecule: messenger RNA, 2427 nt
Organism: Portunus trituberculatus (swimming crab)
Lineage: Eukaryota; Metazoa; Arthropoda; Malacostraca; Decapoda; Portunidae
Product: probable inactive 1-aminocyclopropane-1-carboxylate synthase-like protein 2
Exons: 9
Coding region: 114-1367 (417 amino acids)
Biological process (GO): amino acid metabolic process; biosynthetic process
Molecular function (GO): transaminase activity; pyridoxal phosphate binding
Source: RefSeq, a predicted model, not a curated record